AGACUGGACUUUCGUCCAACGAGGCUAUUAAUAAAAGGAAAGCAAGUGGUUACAACGAAUUUGAAAUCGAAACCGGGGAAAAUCCUAUAAUCAAAUUUUUAAAGCAAUUUAUCGAGAACCCUCUUGUUCUUUUACUUCUUUGUUCUGCUGUAAUUUCUCUGAUAUUGGGGAAUCAAAAGGAUGCACUAUCGGUAUUCUUGGCGGUAGUCAUUGUUAUAACAGUCGGAUUUGUGCAAGAGUACCGCUCGGAAAAGUCAUUGGAGGCGUUAAAUAGAUUAGUUCCUCACCAUUGCCACUUAAUACGUGGUGGACAUUUGAUAGAAACUUCGGCUUCUGAAUUAGUGCCUGGAGAUUUGGUGCGAUUCCGCAUAGGAGACAGAAUCCCUGCUGAUGUCAGAUUAAUAUCGGCUGUAAAUUUGGAAAUUGAUGAAUCCAAUCUGACAGGUGAAACGAAGCCUCGAUGCAAAACUACGGAAGCGAUCUCUUCUGGAAACGAUUAUCUAGAGUUAACAAUUCAAGAAAGAAACAAUAUUGCUUUUAUGGGAACUCUUGUAAAAAACGGCCAUGGGUCGGGAAUCGUCGUUGGCACUGGAAACAAUACAGAAUAUGGUGUUGUAUUUGCUCUCGUCAAAGAG
Messenger RNA from Acaulospora morrowiae, 635 nucleotides. The record is from the annotation of a GenBank genome assembly. NCBI's taxonomy places the organism in Eukaryota, Fungi, Glomeromycota, Glomeromycetes, Diversisporales, Acaulosporaceae.